CGAAUCGUACUGUACGAGCGAGCCUCUGAUUAUUGGCGGCCGUCCGUCCGCAGGUGGCUCAGAUUCCGCCCCACCACUUCCAUCGCCUCACCACCGCCCCCCGAGAUAAAUUCCCUCCGCCAGCGCCGCCUUCCCCCCCUCUCUUCCGCCGCCAGAGUCCUCCCCCGCCGCCGGACCGCCGGCCCGGAACGGCCGCCGCGGCUGCUCCACGGACGGUCUUCGUGGCGGGUGCUCGCCCCCCUGCGGCAAGCCCAGCCAUGGACGACGGGGACAUCGACUUCUCCAACCCGGAGACGUACCUGUGCGAGGCCAUGGGCAACGACCCGCCCGCCAGCUGCUCCAUGGGGAGCUACUUCGACGACAUCCUCAACAGCGACGCCGACCACCUCGCCUGCACCCACACCCACACCUGCAACCCGCCCGUCCACGACCUCGCGCACCACACCCAUACCUGCGUCCACGUCCACACCAAGAUCCUCUCCGCCUCCGAUGACGCCGCCGAGACCUCCGAGUCCCUGCCGGACGCCAAGAAGCAGCGGCCCUCGGGCAACCGCGCCGCCGUCAGGAAGUACCGCGAGAAGAAGAAGGCCCACACCGCGCUGCUCGAGGAGGAGGUGGCUCACCUCAAGGCUGUUAAUCAGCAGCUCGUGAAGAAGCUCCAGAGCCACUCCGCGCUCGAGGCCGAGGUGGCCAGGCUCCGCUGCCUGCUUGUUGACAUCAGAGGGAGGAUCGAAGGGGAGAUUGGCACUUUCCCUUACCAGCGGUCGGUGAAAAGCAAUGAGUUUGUCGACCAGGGGAGCUUUCUUGGUGGUGCGCAGGUUAUGAAUUCCUGCGACUUCAGAUGCAACGAUCAGUUGUACUGCAAUCCAGGAAUGCAGCAGGCCAGGACAAUGGACGACGAUGGUGUUAUGAGUGCUGGACAGGUUUUGGGGCAAGGUGCCGGUGACACUAUGGGUUGUGUAAAACCAGGUUCUUUAAACCCCCCAGGCUGCCGUGGGGGCCAAAUGCUGUAAACAGCGUGAGGACUAUGAGGUGCUUAUCUUCUCCUCCCUGUACAAGGAGGACUGUAUAAAUUGCUGGCUUCUACCAGAGGGCCGCGUUUGGUUCAAAUUGUCGUGUUUGUGGCUCUCUUGUCGAAGAUGCCUUCUAAGGUGCCCCGGGCGCCGCAAGUUCGUUAGCUAGGAUGCUAUAGUGACAUCCCCUUUACUGUUGCUUAGUUCCAGCCUCGGUAAUGUUCUUGGAGUUGGACAUCCUUUGCUCCUAGUCCUAGAUGCUCGCCGAUAAUUAGCAGAACAGACAGCGUUCGAAGACAUCUUGAAUAAUUUAGAUUUCAGCAUCCAGGUUCUGUGCGAAGAUUUCAUGUUCAGUUUUGAGUAGACCUCAAGUUGGAUAUGAGCUGCAUCAAUUCUUUGGUUGGUUGGUAUGCAUGCCCCUUGUGUUGGUGCUCUAUACUCUGCCCAUGAUCCAAGCAAUUGCAUGGAUUCCAUCAUUGUUUGGUUGUUUAUUUGUUUGAUCCUUAAGGGAAUAUUGUGUGCCAUGGUAUUUAUUUUUGUACAAAGUAUAACUGCUGAACCUUUGCAAAAGUCGCCGAGUUUGGCUCUGUGGUUGAGUAUUUUAUUGAAAAAGUUGUGGUUCUUUUA
Messenger RNA from Hordeum vulgare subsp. vulgare (domesticated barley), 1640 nucleotides. RefSeq names its product basic leucine zipper 19-like. Bases 258 to 1013 code for a protein of 251 amino acids. The record is from RefSeq and is a predicted model, not a curated record. Gene Ontology annotation, molecular function: DNA-binding transcription factor activity, RNA polymerase II-specific; RNA polymerase II cis-regulatory region sequence-specific DNA binding. Lineage: Eukaryota; Viridiplantae; Streptophyta; Magnoliopsida; Poales; Poaceae. Gene Ontology annotation, biological process: regulation of transcription by RNA polymerase II; DNA-templated transcription. The transcript has 3 exons.